AUGGAACCGUCACCCCCCAGCACCCCAACCACCCUGAAACCUGGCCCCACCUCCCCUCCCCCAGCUACCCCUAAAUCUACCCAAGGCACUAGACCCACCUUGAACCUGCCUAUAUCCACCCCAUCCAUCCCGACCUCUCCGCCCAUCAGGCCUGUCUCCCAGGCAGGACGAUCCCAGCUCAAUGCUGCCAGCCGGUCAGCUGAGGAGAGGAGGGGGGCUGGUGCUGCUGGAGAUACCCCGGUCAGCCCCCCUACUACCCCUCUACGACAGGCUUCAGUAGCUCAGCCAGAGGAGCCAGAGGAGGAGCUGAGUGUGGAGGAGCUGGAGGGGAGGGCCAAGUCUGGAGAUGCCAAAUCCCAGAGUAGGAUGGGCCGGUACUACUUGGCCCUGGCUGAGGAGAGAGAUGAGGAGGUGAACAACUGUACAGCAGUGAGCUGGCUGGUGCAGGCCACCAAACAGGGCCGCAAGGACGCAGUCAAGAUGCUACAGCGCUGCCUAGCAACCAGGAAAGGCAUCACGUCAGAGAACUUUGAGGAGGUGAAGAAGCUGUGUACGGAGACAAGAUUUGAGAGAGGAGUGAGGAAGGCUGCUCUGGUCAUGUACUGGAAGCUCAACCCAGAGAAGAAGAGAAGGGUGGCAGUGUCUGAGAUGCUGGAGAACGUGGAACACGUCAACACUGAGCCAGAUGACGCUGCCUCCCAGGGCCCCAUAUCCAGCUCUAUGCAGAAACAGAGGAGAGUUCUGGAGAGCCUCGUCACCAGCAAAGCUAGUUGCUAUGACGUGGGUCUGGAUGACUUUGUAGAGACCACUAAGAAGUACGCUCAGGGCAUCCCCCCCUCUCCCACCAUGGCUGGGGACGGCGGUGACGAUGACGAUGAUGAAGCUGUGAAGAACCCAGACGCCUUGCCCCUUCACAAGAAGGUGUUGAAGUUCCCCCUACACGCCCUGUUGGAGAUCAAGGAGCACCUGAUUAACUGGGCGUCCCGGGCGGGCAUGCAGUGGCUCAGUGCCCUCAUCCCCACGCACCACGUCAACGCUCUCAUCUUCUUCUUCAUCAUCAGCAACCUCACCAUCGACUUCUUCAUCUUUCUCAUCCCCCUGCUCAUCUUCUACCUGUCCUUGUUCUCCAUGGUCAUCUGCACACUGCGCAUCUUCCAGAACUCCAAGGCGUGGGAGAACUUCCGGGCCCUUACAGACCUGCUGUUACGUUUCGAGCCCGGCCUGGACCUAGAGCAAGCUGAGAGUAACUUCGGCUGGACCCACCUGGAGCCCUACCUCUACUUCCUGCUGUCGGUGGUCUUCGUGGUCUUCUCCUUCCCCGUGGCUGACAAGACCUGGAUCCCCUGCUCCGAGCUGGCCACCGUGGCCCUGUUCUUCACCGUCACCUCCUUCCUCAGCCUCCAAGCCUCCGCUGAGCUCUUCGCCCGCCGCGCCCUGCUCACAGAGGUCUUAUCGGGGGUCUGUGCCCUUACACAACUAUUACCCGAUAGUGUCUGGUUCCUGCGGGUGUUAGGAACAACGUUUGUGACGGUGCCGCUAGGGGAGAUGGUGGCGCUGAACGUGGGCGUGCCGUGUCUUCUCUACGGGCACCUGAUCUACCUGCUGUUCCGCAUGGCCCAGCGGAGGGGCUUCAGGGGCACCUACCUCUGCCUCGUACCCUACAUGGUCUGCUUCGUCUGGUGUGAGCUCUGCCUGGCCCUGCUCCACUCCUCCUCCACCAUCGGUCUGAUUCGGACCUGUGCGGGCUACCUCCUCUUUCUGUUCGCAAUGCCUGUCCUCACCUUGGGCUUGGCGGCCAUGUUGCUCUUCAAGGUCCUCCAGUGGUUCAUGGCUCUGGAGAUCACCAAGAUGCUGGUGACUCUGACUGUGUGCGCGGUCCCGGUGGUGUUGCGGUUGUGGACGCGGGUCAGCCUGAACCCGCUGGCGGUGGUGCGGUUCCUAUCACGGAGCAGCGUGGUAAAGCUCAUCCUGGUGUGGCUAAGUGCUUUGUUGAUGUUCUGCUGGAUGUAUGUCUACCGCUCAGAAGGCAUGAAGGUGUAUAACUCCACCCUCACGUGGCCGGAGUACAGUAACCUGUGUGGGCCCAAGGCCUGGAAGGAAUACAACAUGGCCCAAACUCAGAUCCUGUGUUCUCACCUGGAGGGCCACCGGGUCACCUGGACGGGACGCUUCAAAUACGCCCGCAUUACCGACAUCGACAACGGAGCCCAGUCCGUCAUCGGCCUACUUCCUGUGUUCGUAGGGAACUGGAUGAGAUGUCUCUAUGGUGAGACCUAUCCCCUCUGUGAAAACACCACCGACCCCACUGCCCCUCACCAGGCCCUUCCCGCACCUCUUCCAGAAGACCCCUUAUGCAAACUGAAAAAGCUGGCCAAGCACGAGUGCCACGUGAAGCACUUCGACCGCCACAAGUUCGAGGUGACCUUGGGCAUGCCCCUGGAGAGGAAGAGUAAGAACGGGACCAUCAUAGAGGACGAGGACGCCACCAAGGACAUCGUCCUGAGGGCCAGUAGUGAGUUUGGCCCAGUGCUGCUGCACCUGAGCGCUGGCAGCUUGGUAGAGUUCAGUACGGUUCUAGAAGGACGCUUGGGCUCCAAGUGGCCUGUGUUUGAGCUGAAGGCCAUCCACUGUCUGACGUGUGCGGACGCCCGCGUGCCCAGCGGCAGGCAGUAUAAGAUAGAACACGACUGGAGGCGCACGGCCCAGGGGGCACUGCAGUUUGCCUUUGACUUCUUCUUCAACCCCUUCCUCACCGCACGGCUGGAGCAGGACACUGAGACACAGACCACACAGGGCAGAGGAGGAGUGGACCAAGGCUAGUAGUGGAUAAAUGCAGAGGACUGUACACUAUGUGGAGUGUAUAAGUGUACACUAUGUGCAGUGUGUAAGUGUACACUAAGAGAACUGAUUCCAGUAUGGAUUGUAAGUAAUGCAUCAUGUCGACCACUAUCAGGAGUGUGAGUGUACACUAUGUGGAUUGUACACUGGGAAUGUACACACAAUCACAUAAAGGUUUGUCAGUAAGACAUGCAUUAUGUCUCCCUAUAGAAGUCUGUGGUUCUCCAGGGUGUUUUCCACUAUGCUGGAGUCCCAGUACCGCGGUUCAACUGCUUCUAGUGGGGGGGUGUCUGCUCUAUGAGCCCCUACUGUAGACUAGUAAAACCAGCUUAGAAUCAUAGUUGAAUCAUAGUGUUCGUAGUGUGUGAGUGUUUUCAUAGCUGCUGAGUCAUAGUGGGAGAGGAUAAUAUCACAGAACAUAACGAAACCACUGAAUUACAAAGGAUGGAGACAAUUUACACUAACUUUACACUUUCAUACACCACAAACACAAUCACUUCCACACAAAUACACACACCACCUCAACCUCCUCAUUCAUAGCCAGUGUUUUCGGUCUGUCAACGUUUGAGAAAGUGUGUGGGACAAUGCCGAUCAACAUUGUGGUCAAUAAGCUUAUUGACUUGCUCUUGACAUGCAGUCCCAAUGUCUAAUUCUGCCAUUCAACCACAUAGUCCUGCCGUUUGCAUCCAUGACACUAAGGGCUAGAUUCUAUCAUAUUCGCCUAGCCGACACCCGCAUAACUGUGUUAGAGCUGUCAAAUCCACAAGCGGCUCCUGGUAUUAUACCUAGCAGACAUUGCCAUUGGCUGCAUGGAGUCGCAUUAAGAGAAAUCCCAUGCAGCUUUGUUUUACAAGUUUGAACACUGGAAUAUGAGAUGUAAUCCACACCUCAAUUAGGCUGAUAGAAAUCCUCAUUAUUUAGUUGAAUGAUUUUUCAAUUUGAGCGUAAUUAUUUCUAUAUAGCCUUCACUUUCUCAUUCUGAACUUCUAGCGUGAGUGGGACGGGUGUGGCUUCGUGACAAUGAUCAAGAGCAGCCGCUCACUGAUUUGACAGCUCCAACGCAGUUCCACCUCCGACACCGCCAAAACAUCCGCUGGUUAACGAUCUGAUUGAAUCUAAGCCUUACUGGAAAUGUUUUUGUCUGUUUGACUUAUCAAGUCUGUUUACAUAUGAAGUAAAAGUAGGACUUUUUAACUACAUUUAAAAUACUUAAUAGUGUUUGUGUUUUACGUAUGAAUUGUGUUUUCAAAAUGAACUGCCUUUUUUUUAACAGUUUGAGGCCUUAAUUCAGUUUCAUUUUAGGUACUUGUAAAGUAUUGUACAGUUCUUGAAUAUUUUUUUGUUUUCUUAAAUAGUUUUUCAUUAUAAGAUCAUGAUGGAGAAACAAAUGGACGUAAACUGUUCCAGUUGUCUCCUUAAAUAUUGAGCUUUAAUCAUUGUCAUGUUGAGACCCUUCUUGUGAAUAUUAAGUGCCCUGUCUAUUCAAAUCACAUUGGUAAAUAGUUCUGAUGCCACAUUAACCUAGCAGCGUAUAGGCUACUGAAAUCCUGUCAGCGUUUCUCUUUACAGAGAAUGACAUAUUCAACCUCCGAUAGUUGACCUGUAUCAAAGUGCACUUGUGUCCAAAUAGAUGUUUGCUGGUGUGCCUUGUUGUCCCUCUCCCUCCCUGCUAUGUGGGGUUCUGUUCUGAUCCCACAGUUCCAGUCUGCAGCAGGCCUCUAAUGAUGAGGUCACUGUCACAGGAUGUGAUGUCAAUAUUGUAACCCUCUACUCUAC
Salvelinus namaycush (lake trout) is the source of this 4614-nucleotide messenger RNA. Its product is annotated as wolframin-like. Lineage: Eukaryota; Metazoa; Chordata; Actinopteri; Salmoniformes; Salmonidae. Gene Ontology annotation, biological process: endoplasmic reticulum unfolded protein response; calcium ion homeostasis. Gene Ontology annotation, cellular component: endoplasmic reticulum; endoplasmic reticulum membrane. The coding region runs from base 1 to 2820 and encodes 939 amino acids. The record is from RefSeq and is a predicted model, not a curated record. Gene Ontology annotation, molecular function: protein binding. The transcript has 10 exons.